Messenger RNA from Striga asiatica, 672 nucleotides. Lineage: Eukaryota; Viridiplantae; Streptophyta; Magnoliopsida; Lamiales; Orobanchaceae. The record is from the annotation of a GenBank genome assembly.
AUGAUCGCAUCUGAUAAAUUCUUUAUCCACUCAAGAUCAUCAUCCCUUAGAGGAAAUUCUUUUGAUUCUGAUAAAUCUGGAGGCAGGAUUUUGGACAUGGUUCUUGGUGGUGGCGGAGGAAGCACAGAGAAAAUGCUGUUUGGCUUUGGCCUGGAGCUUUCAGGACCCGGAUCCGGAAUUUUCCAUGGUUUGAUCCGGGUCAGUGAAGCCCAGGCAGCAAUUGCAGCGUUUUUCUCAGCCUGCUUUUUAGUCUUCGCCGGUUCACCGGUGAAUCUCAGGCCGGCCAGCUCGACGGUGCUGGGACGUGACCCGGACCGGAUCUGGUCGUGGUGUACAACGGAAGUUUUAAGCCGGCCCUGUGAGCCGUCUCCUGGAGCAGAUUCUUGUACACUCCGAAAGAAAAAGUACAAGGACUCUAGCGGACUUGGAGGGGCCACGGGCGGAGAGGGAGUUGAGGGCGACCUCCGCCGCCGCGUGCUCCGCCUGCCGGAGGGUGGUGGAAUAAGACGGGCUCUCGAAGAUCUCGCCGUUGAAAUUGACGGAAGCCUUGAAGCGGGGCGCGUGGUCGGGACCUUCCCGGAUGCACGCGUAGGCCGGGAGAGUAGAGCUUUGAGUUGUUUAACUUUACAAGGAAAGGAAGGAAAUGAAGUAAUUGUGGAGAUGUUGGAGUGA